Molecule: messenger RNA, 426 nt
Organism: Hirsutella rhossiliensis
Lineage: Eukaryota; Fungi; Ascomycota; Sordariomycetes; Hypocreales; Ophiocordycipitaceae
Exons: 3
Coding region: 1-426 (141 amino acids)
Molecular function (GO): protein dimerization activity
Source: RefSeq, a predicted model, not a curated record
AUGGAGAGCCAUCCAAAUGAAGAAGGCGAGGAGGCGGAGACGGGCGCGGCGAUCCCUAUUUCGGAGCUUGAACGGUGGCUUGCAGCUCCUCGAAUAGAGUUCGACGAGUCUAUUGCAAAGUCUCCAGACUUCCUACUGAAGUGGUGGAAAGAACACAAGGUCGAGUGGCCACUUUUGGCUGCGGCGGCGCGUGAUCUUCUCUCUGUCUCUGGCUCUGAAGUUGACGUGGAACGCCUCUUCAGCGGUUGUAGAGACGAAUUCGGUAUCCGCCGUCACGCCUUGAAGGCAGAUACGGUGCAUAUUAUUUGGAGACCAGACCACAUUCCGGGCAAGCUGGAAGAUGGCGAGAAUCCUCCUCAACCUCUUCCUCCCACCGAGGCUCCCACUGAACCCCUACCCCAAACCUCCUGCAUCCCAAGCCGAUAA